AUGUCCAAUCUCGAAGAUUUCUUUUCCAAAAAGGAUAACAAAAAGUCAAAAAGAAGUCCCGAAUAUUUGGCGGCUGAGGAGCUGUACAAAACGCUCGAAGAAUCAACGAAGUAUUCGUCGGAGGACAACUCCAACCUGGAGGAUGCCUUUCAAUCGGAGGCAUCGGGAACUGAUUCUAAAGGAGCCUCAGCUUCGCUGAAAUUCGGGAUCCGUUUUUCAGAUGAGGCCUUCAGCGAAGAAGAUGAAUGGUCUGACUUCACCGAGGAGAAUCGUCGUCAAUUUACUAACGUGCCACGCACCUUAUCGAUCGCGCUUACAUCCCCUGCCCCUGCACCUGGCCCAUUCGCUGGUGGCGAUCUGAAGGAGGAGCCGGAGCAGCUGGACACUGGAGGUGAUGGCGUUGAUGUGGGAUCAAAGGAAGGGGAAAGCGCGCUCGCCACAACAUGUCCCUGGCAGAAGUCGGAGCAGGACAGCCACGAGCCGUCCAAGCAGAAUGAACAAUCAGACAGGAAAGCGAAUACCCCGGUGGUCAAGAAAGAAAUCUACAUUCCCCCGGCUCUCCGUCAGAGCCAGGGCGACUUUAAUAAACGCAAGGCGCAGCCACUUCAGCGCAAGGCUCCGUCUCCGAUGCCGUUCAGGCCCCAAGCCCCCGAUCUCAAUAGCCUGGAGUACUUUCCGUCCUUGAGUGACUCAAAGAUACUGAAGCGUUCCAAGUAA
Drosophila miranda is the source of this 717-nucleotide messenger RNA. RefSeq names its product protein CDV3 homolog. Gene Ontology annotation, cellular component: cytoplasm. The record is from RefSeq and is a predicted model, not a curated record. The transcript has a single exon. Lineage: Eukaryota; Metazoa; Arthropoda; Insecta; Diptera; Drosophilidae. The coding region runs from base 1 to 717 and encodes 238 amino acids.